GUGAUUUAGUGUUUCAAGUGUUGUUCACUGUGUCAUUAGUAGGUAUCAUGGUUUUCUGUAACUCGGGGUCGGCGUCAGUCGUCGCCCGGCCACAGCCCAGGUGGGUAACUUGUACAUACACGGGGUUAUAGGGGAGAGUGUUAUUCACGUGUGAAUAUGUGUACACUUUGAGGGUUGCAUACUAUAUAUACUUUAUAUAUCAUUUACAGGUGCAAUGUUUUAUGUCCAAUAAAACCUGGAUUUGGGUAAACCUGAGUCUUACUACAAUUUAUUGGACAUAAAAUUUAGGAUGGAUAAAUUCCUUCGUCCCGACCGCUUCGACGCUGAUCCGAACUCCAGUGGUGCUGCCAGUGAGUGGAAGCAUUGGUACCGGACAUUCAACAACUUCCUCGAAGCCAUAGCGUCUCAUAAGCCUGACAAGUUGAAGACGCUUGUUAACUACGUAGCACCACGAGUGUAUGAAUAUAUUGCUGAUAGUGAUGAUUAUGAUUCAGCAAUAACUACUUUGGAGAAGAUGUACGUGAAACCCAAGAAUGAAGUGUUUGCUCGUCACCUGCUGUCUACACGCAAACAACAAGCUAAUGAAUCCCUUAGUGAAUUUUUACAAGUGUUGAAACAACUCAGUGGUGAUUGUAACUUUAAGGCCGUGACUGCAGAAAAGUAUAAGGAGGAAGCAUUGCGUGAUGCUUUCAUUAGUGGCUUGCGUUCCUCUGUUAUUCGCCAACGCUUAUUAGAAAAUAAGACACUACAACUGCAGGAUGCUUUUGAUCAAGCACUAGCUCUUGACAUCGCUCAGAAAAGUAGUGACUCGUAUGAAUCUGUGAUUCCUUCGUUUAGUGCAGCCAGUGAUAAUCCCGAAGUGACCAAAUCGUCUCAGGAUGAAGCUAGUCAGGCUGCCGUGGCGGCUGUGCGAGUGUCGAGGAAUUCGAGGUGUUUCUUUUGUGGAAAUAAUAGACACCCUCGCACCAUGUGUCCAGCUAGAGAGGCGCUGUGUAACAAAUGCGGCAAAAAAGGGACACUUUGCCAAAAUGUGCAGGAGCUCUACUUCCGCAGCAAUCAGCACUGAAAACCCUAUGCUGGCCACAGUGUUAGCAGCCUCGCUUGACAGUCUCUCAAAAGCGGUGAGCUCACGCUAUUGUAGAGGCCGUGCGUAAAUGGAAACAUUAUUUGUCAGGCCGGCAUUUUACCCUCAUAACUGAUCAAAAAUCAGUGGCGUUCAUGUUUCACACUAUGCAUAAAAGUAGCAUUAAAAAUGAUAAGAUAAUGAGAUGGAGGCUGGAAUUAGCUGAUUACUCCUUUGAUAUUCAUUACCGACCUGGAAAACAGAAUAU
Molecule: messenger RNA, 1331 nt
Organism: Portunus trituberculatus (swimming crab)
Lineage: Eukaryota; Metazoa; Arthropoda; Malacostraca; Decapoda; Portunidae
Exons: 2
Coding region: 290-1066 (258 amino acids)
Source: RefSeq, a predicted model, not a curated record